This is a messenger RNA of Bombus pascuorum, 1138 nucleotides long. RefSeq names its product chymotrypsin-2-like. The transcript has 7 exons. Gene Ontology annotation, molecular function: serine-type endopeptidase activity. NCBI's taxonomy places the organism in Eukaryota, Metazoa, Arthropoda, Insecta, Hymenoptera, Apidae. The coding region runs from base 76 to 843 and encodes 255 amino acids. The record is from RefSeq and is a predicted model, not a curated record. Gene Ontology annotation, biological process: proteolysis.
UUACACUGGGUAUAUAAAGAGCAAACCAACUAAUGAUAGCGUAUUCGAUUAUAUUUCCUUGAAUUGUUAAGAAACAUGAAUCCGGUGAUACUUGGACUGGUGCUUUUAGCUACAGCGUUAGCAAGUUCUAAUGCUGAUAUAUCAACUCACAACUUGGAUCCUAGAAUCGUGAAUGGUGAGGAUGCAAGCCCAAACGAAUUUCUAUACCAGGCUUCGCUUCAAAGCAACCACCAUCAUUUUUGCGGUGGAUCGGUGCUUAACAAGUAUUACGUUCUCACCGCUGCUCACUGCGUCUAUGAUGAAGAACCUAGCCAAGUCAAAGUUAUCACCGGAACCAAGGACUUAAAAGGCUCUCCAACAUUCGUGCAUCAAGCUGUGAAGUUUAUUGUUCACGCUAAAUACAACCCUUUCAAUAAUUGGAUCAACGACAUAGCCUUGAUCAAGGUGAAUAAGCCAUUCGAGAUCGGACCACAUCUAAGCUUCGUUCCUUUACCGCAAGCAAAUCAAAAUAUUCCAGAUGACUCACGUGCUAUUGUAUCGGGAUGGGGUAGGAUCAGAGAAUAUGGACCAAGCUCGAGAACAUUGAAAAAAGCAACCAUCUACAUUACCAAUCAAAAUACUUGCAAGGAUAUCUAUGGACAAAUAUAUGACACGCAAAUUUGCGCCGGUGAUCCCAAGAUCGAGAGAGGAGCAUGCAACGGUGACUCUGGUGGCCCCCUCACGGUCAACGGAAGCAUUGUCGGGAUCGUAUCAUGGUCAAACGGAUGUGGUCUUUCUAAGUUCCCCACUGUGUACACUCGCGUUCCUUCUUACAUAAAUUGGAUUCAAGAAAACGCAGUUUAAAGUAGGAAAAGAUGGAAACUGUGCGACAUAACACAAAGUUUACCGCUAAUUAUUAAUACAGAUGUAUUGAUAGCGGAACAUUACUCACUAUUCAUUUGUCUUUAAUAUCAAUUUAUAUUUUUAACCAAUUAUUCUAUAUAACGUAUUAAAGAGAAGAAUAAAAGGAUAUAGUUCAUCAUAGGAUAACAUUUAAACCGCAACAGCAUCUAUAACAAUAGAUAAUUAACUUUAUGUAUGUCGGGUUAACGUUAUGAUUAAGGAUAGGGGCGUGUAAUAAAUCUCUACUGGAAUUGGC